AUGCGUUUCCUCGCCAUCACAGCAUUACUUGCCCUACUACUCGAGUCUGAGGCUAGUACGGGCAAGUCGAGGGCUGCCCAGAGAAUACGACAAGAAAAGCUCAGAGAAAAGAAGGUUGAUAAGAAGUUUGAGAAGAUCGACAUGAAAGAUAUGCGAGCUCUGAAGCGCGCUCAUCAAUAG
Perkinsus marinus ATCC 50983 is the source of this 180-nucleotide messenger RNA. RefSeq lists its product as hypothetical. The record is from RefSeq and is a predicted model, not a curated record. The transcript has a single exon. NCBI's taxonomy places the organism in Eukaryota, Perkinsozoa, Perkinsida, Perkinsidae. The coding region runs from base 1 to 180 and encodes 59 amino acids.